AACUUCCCCAUCGAUAACCAUGACCCUCACUCAUCCUUCAGUUCAAGAUGGUUGGUUCCGUGAAAUUUCUUCCCAGUGGCCAGGUCAGGCCAUGACUCUCCAGGUCAACAAAAUCCUUCACGUCGAAAAGUCGCUGUAUCAAGAUGUCCUCGUUUUCGAAUCUGCUACAUACGGCAAUGUUCUCGUCCUCGACGGCGUCAUUCAAUGCACCGAACGCGACGAGUUUUCUUACCAGGAAAUGAUUUCCUUCCUGCCCCUUGCUUCUCAUCCCAACCCGGAACGCGUUCUAGUGAUUGGCGGUGGUGAUGGUGGUGUCGUUCGUGAAGUCCUUAAGUACAAGUCAGUUACGAAAGUCGUUCUCUGCGACAUAGAUGAAGCAGUCAUCCGUGUAUCCAAACUCUACUUAGGACACAUGUCAGGGCUCCUCAACGACCCCAAGGUCAUCGUUAACAUCGGUGAUGGUUUCAGAUUCCUCAAGGAACACGAGGGAUACUACGAUGUUAUUAUUACAGACUCGAGUGAUCCCGUGGGUCCCGCCGAAUCCCUGUUCCAGAAACCCUACUAUCAACUAUUGUUCGACGCUUUACGCCCCGGAGGACAUAUCUCUGCUCAGGGUGAAUGUCUUUGGCUUCACCUCCCUCUUAUUCAAAAUGUUCAAAAGGCUGCAAAGGACGUCGGCUUUAGCCAAGUCGAAUACGCUUUUACCACCAUUCCAACAUACCCUUCUGGCCAAAUUGGCUUCUUGCUUGCUGCGAAAGCUACCGAAAACGGUUUAGUUCACGAUCUCAAAGUUCCUGUGAGAUCUCCGGACCUUCCCACCCGGUAUUGGAAUCCUGAUGUUCACCGUGCUGCUUUCGUGCUCCCUGAGUUCGGUAAAACUCUGUUUCAAGAAGGAAAGGACAUCACUCCCGUUUUUGGUUCCAAACUUCCUGUCGCACAAGGCAAACAAAUCAAAAAGGUUCUUCUUCUCGGAAGUGGAUACGUCGCCAGACCUUGUGCAGAAUUCCUCGUCAGGAACCCAGAGAAUCACGUUACCAUUGCCUGCCGAACCCUCUCCUCCGCGCAAUCCCUCUCAGAGAACAUCCCUCGUGCAACCGCCAUUUCUCUCGACGUCUGCAACACGUCAGCCCUCGAGAAAGAAGUCGCUGCACAUGACUUAGUCAUCUCCCUCAUCCCAUAUACUUACCACGCAGAUGUCAUCAAGGCUGCUAUCAAGGGUCAUACCAACGUCGUCACCACCUCCUACGUCUCUCCCGCUAUGCGCGAAUUGGACGAAGCAGCUAAGCAAGCCGGAAUCAUCGUUCUCAACGAGAUCGGUCUAGACCCUGGCAUUGAUCACUUAUACGCUGUCAAGACCAUUGAUGAGGUCCAUGCAAAGGGAGGAAAGGUCACUCAAUUCCUUUCCUACUGUGGUGGCCUUCCCUCCCCUCAACACGCAUCCAACCCCCUCGGUUACAAAUUCUCCUGGUCCUCCCGUGGUGUCCUCCUAGCGCUUCUUAACAACGCCUCCUUCCUCUCCUCCGGUCGCACCGUUAGUAUCUCCGGCACAGACCUCAUGAAGGCUGCUCAACCCUAUUACAUCUCCCCCGCUUACGCAUUCGUCGCGUAUCCCAAUCGAGACUCCACUCCCUUUAGAGAUUGGUACGGGAUUAACGGCGAGGGAGAGGGUCAGACUGUUAUUCGCGGUACUUUACGUUACCAAGGUUUCCCUGAAUUUAUCAAAGCACUCGUUGACCUAGGCUGGCUCGACGCUUCUCCCAAACCUUGGCUUCAAGAAAAGGUCACCUGGAGAGAGGCUUUCUCCAAACUCUUAGACGUAACCGCAACCUCCUCCGACCAAGAGCUCAUAACCGCGAUAACCCAAAAAACUACUUUCCCCUCCUCCUCCGAACGCGACCGAAUCACCUCCGGAUUGAGGUGGAUAGGCCUUUUCUCUUCCGACCCGGUUAUACCCCACCCUUCAUCAUCGCCGACGGUUCUAGACACCCUCUGCGCACGCUUGGAGUCUCUCAUGGCUUACGCCCCUGGUGAACGCGAUAUUGUCAUGCUACAGCACAAAUUUUAUAUCACCUAUCCCUCCGGAGAAACAGAAAUUCGCACUUCAACGUUGGAGGAGUACGGAGCGCCCGAGGGAUCGGGUUAUAGUGCUAUGGCUAGGACUGUGGGUGUUCCUUGCGGGAUUGCGAGUCAGCUUGUGUUAGACGAUGUUUGGGGAGGUAGGGUGAAAGGUGUUACAAGGCCUUACACCAAGGAGAUUUGCGAGCCGAUUAGAGUAAAGCUUGAGGAAGAAGGAUUGGGAAUGGUGGAGAGGGUUUUGUAAGACGUGAAUUGAUUGACUUUUAGAUUGCGAGCCAGAGACAGAUGGAUCAAAGGGUUGUGUAUGUGUUCUUGCACGUGCGAGCCAGACUCAGACGCAGAAUAAAAACAGAAACAAUAUUUCUUUCACCUUUUCAUCGAACGAAUGAACGAGCGAUAUUCGUUUGUACUGG
This is a messenger RNA of Marasmius oreades (fairy-ring Marasmius), 2489 nucleotides long. RefSeq lists its product as uncharacterized. Lineage: Eukaryota; Fungi; Basidiomycota; Agaricomycetes; Agaricales; Marasmiaceae. The coding region runs from base 20 to 2320 and encodes 766 amino acids. Gene Ontology annotation, cellular component: cytoplasm. The record is from RefSeq and is a predicted model, not a curated record. Gene Ontology annotation, molecular function: saccharopine dehydrogenase activity. The transcript has 5 exons.